This is a messenger RNA of Cherax quadricarinatus, 4423 nucleotides long. Its product is annotated as protein odr-4 homolog. NCBI's taxonomy places the organism in Eukaryota, Metazoa, Arthropoda, Malacostraca, Decapoda, Parastacidae. Gene Ontology annotation, biological process: intracellular protein localization. Gene Ontology annotation, cellular component: endomembrane system. The record is from RefSeq and is a predicted model, not a curated record.
CCUGAAAAGGUCAGAUAAAGUGACUUUUUCCAUUGGGUUCCACUGGAAUGUGGAAAGUGUUGUUCUACACCUUGUCUUGUGUGGAAGUCUUGCACUGCUCCGUGCCUUGAUUAUUAAUUUUCAUUUUCCCUAUUUUCUCACCCUGGAACAUUUAUCUUGACCAUCGUCUGCUCGCUGCUGGACAAUUGGUCGGGGCGGCAUACAUCAUUAUUGAUCCUGGGGGGGAAAAGCUUGAUGUUUAGACUGAGUACCUGUGUGGUGUUUGAGGAGUCGUUUGACUGUGGUAAUAUUGUGGGUGUCGUCAGGAUCUUCAAAUGAGCAGGUAUUCGGUGACCAGCUGACAGCUCUACACCUGCUGCUUUCUACCAGAUGGUGCACCAGCACGAGUUAUGCCAGUGAAAACUGUCCCCAGCCAGUAAUACAGUAAUUUUUUUUAUAUUAACCAUUCUUCAAAGUUAUGGGCAGGACGGUGGUAGCCGAGGACUGUCUGCAGGACAAGCUGACAGCAUUAGCCAAGGCUGGCAUCUUCCAGAUUGGUCUUGUGAUCGGUCAGAAUGCCAAAGAUCGUGACUUCAUUGUCCAUCUGGCCCCAACACCCAUUCCAGAUGAAGGAGAUUUGAGUUCAGAAGAGGAAGAGGCCAUACCAAGUUCAAAGACAGGGCAGACUAAACCAAAGUAUCCUGACUCUAUUGCCAAGGUUGUCGAUAUUACCAUAUCUCAGCAUACAAGACAGGUUGUACGCAUGCUGCCAGGUGGGCUGGAUAUUAUUGGCAUCUACGUGGUAGCACCUCUAGCAGAGUUCAGUUCAUCUGUCAGCCAAUUUAAGCUCCGUUCUGUUCUGUCAGUGGUUCACAAGACAGCAUCUAGAAUUCUGUUAGACACUGCAGAAGUUAGAACUGAGAAAGUUAUCAUUCAUGUAUGCACACAGACAUUCAAGGUCACAUGCAAAACUGUGGAUGUAUGUCCCACUUCUCCCAGUGUGCAGUCAAGUGCAGAACUCAAAUUCCAGCGAGGAGGUAUCAAGUGGCAGCAGUUGAGUUUCUCAUACAAUAUUAACCUUAACUUUUGGCUUCCAAAGGACAAGUCAUCACAGUCUCUCUUCAAAACUGUUCUUGCUUUAAUCAAACCAUGGGCAAACAAAGUAGCAGAAAGCCUGAUUCUCAUUGACUCAACGCUUCCCGACAAUGAUGAUCCAUUGAACUCAAGCGUAGAUGAAAAACCUUCCAAGAAAAAGGGUAGUAGUAGAGGCAUGAUGGAAUUAGCACCCCCGAAGGUCUUCAUUGCAGAAAUUCUUGACACUUGUACUCCUUCAGCUAGAACACAAGGGCUGAUUGAAAGCUCUGGUUGUGUGCGACUCUCUGGAACAUUAGCUGGAUUGGCAUUUGUGUACCCAAAGGCAACGGUGGGAGAAGCUCGUGCUGCUGUUUUGGUUGAUCUAGUGCGUUCUGUUGUGGCUCGUUGGGAGAUGCACUGUGAUUCUCUUGUGGAUGAACCGCCCUCCCACCUCACUGGUCCCAUCAUCCAUGAGCCUCCACGACGAGUGUUUUUGGAAGGUGGUGGACUACCUGUGAGCUUGUGUGAUUAUCUGUUCCCUGGAGACACAUGUGCUGAUGCUUGCCAGUCAGCUAAGGAGCUACUUGGUGUCAGUGUUCGUAAGGAACAUGUGGAUGAUACUCUGGAAACUCUUGCAGAUGCUUCAGAAGUAAUGGACACAAGUGAUGCUGAUGAGGCUAAGCAUCUCGGUGUUGAAGGCUCACAUCGAGAAGACACUUGUUCUGUCACAUACAUACUGUUAGCUAUUGUUAUAGCUGUGCUGGGCAUUGCAGUAUCUUAUGUUUCACUGAGAGGAACAAGAUCAUUAACCUAAGGUUACACAUCAUUUUUUUAGAUAUCAAGAAAGAAGGCAAGUUUUUCCCUCUUGGUAACAGUGUUUAGGUUCCUAGACUCGUGUGAAUAUUACAAGGUAAAGAUGUGCAUUAUGAGGGAGAUUUCUCUGUUAAAUUAUGAGAAAUCUAUGUUGAUCAGGUGAUUGAUUUUAAUUUUUUAUGUACUGUAAUUGCUUUUCAUUGUUAUGUGGGAUGGUUGGGAAUGUGGUUUUUUCACAAUGAAUUAAUUUCUUUUUUAUAAAUCCUGGCUUAUACUGAUUAUUUUGGGUGUUUUAUGUUAGUCUUCAACAACUGUUUGAAAAUCCUUAAAAUAAACCAGUAAUUUAAUUACUUAUUGUCCUAUAUUUUUGGGAAUGGAUAUAUAUACAUGUAUAUUUGAAGUUAGUAAAUACAUUAAUUUCCUAACAUGCUUUAACCCUUUCAGGGUUUUUGACGUACUAGUACAUCUAAAUUCUAGCGCCCUCAAAUCUAGCGAGAGAAAGCUGGUAGGCCUACAUAUGAAAGAAUGGGUCUAUGUGGUCAGUGUGCACAGUAUAAAAAAAAUCCUGGAGCACACAGUACGUAAUGAGAAAAAAAAAAUCUUUGACCGUGUUUUGGGAUUAAAACAGCAACUUUGCACUGUAUUUCCGUUUGGUAUUUACUGUUGUAUUCUAGAAUGGAAGACAUUACAGAAAUUAAGAUGAUUUUGACUGGCUUUACAAUGAAAAAAGUACCUUGAAAUUGAGCUCAAAGUAGCAGAAAUGUUCGAUUUUUACCCAAGUUCAAAAGUAAACAAAUCAUGCUGAGCGUCCAAUACACAUCAACUAGCGAGUCUUAUAUUCUUUCACAAGUGAGCCGAUGUUAUUUAUACCAUUUCUGCACUAAUGCAGUAGUCUGCAUAACAGUAAAUCUUCUAUUUUUUGUGAAAUAAAAAUUCACUGUGGAAAGCAAAAGAAAUGUAAGAGGGGCGUGGGGACGUGACUAAUGAACAGAGGAAAUGUUAUUUUAGUGCCAGGAAUGUCUUUCUUGUUUAUUCUGGACCCUAUUUGGAAAUUGGCAUCUUUUGAAAUUUGUGUGAAAUUGGCAAAAUUGCUAAAUUCUGACCACUGUAUUGGAUAGUUGAAAUUGGUAAAUGGGUGGUUUCUUGUACUCAUUUGAUAGAAAAAAUGGAAUUCUAGCAAAAUAGUUAUGAUUUUUGUCAGCUAGUACACUGGAAGUGGCCAAAAAUAGGGCUCAAAGUUGGCAAAAUCGCUGAUGCGUAAACAUCAUUGAGACCGCUAACUUUGCGAGAGCAUAAUUCCGUAAGUUUUCCAUCAAAUUUCAUACUUUUGGUGUCAUUAUGAUCGGGAAAAGAUUCUCUAUCUUUUCAUAAGAUUUUUUUUUUUUUUUUUUUUUUUGAAAUUUGGGCGACCCUGAGAACAAGUCUGGGAGAGGGCCUGGGGACCCUGAAAGGGUUAAGUAUGCCGUACUUAAAGUAUGGUAUACUUUUGAUAUACUUGUUAGGAAAUUAAUGUAUUUUAAUACACAAGUCCACAUCCCUUUAUCUGAAACCCUUGGGGCCAGUAAUGUUUUGAAUUUCAGAAUUUUUCGAAGUUCAGAAUGAUUCUCAAUGCCGCCAUUUGGCGGCGUGACCCAGCACUGAGACGACUGACGCUCCUUCAGUUUUCGGAACUUUUCCAAUUUAAGAAUUUCGGAUAAAGGGUUGUGGACCUGUAUAACAUUUGCUUAUAAUGUAUAUUGCAUUUUGCCAGUGCAUUCCCUCAGCUACAUUUUGAUGUAUUUUUUAUCUGUCCAUAUCCAGAAUAAUCAGUAUACGAUGUUAGUGUUUCUGCAAAUUCAAUGUAAGUCGAAUGUUCAGUAUUCAUAAUCUAUUUUCCUAUAAGAAACAAUGUAAAAUGGAUUGGUGUGUUCCCAAGCUCUAAUUUUCCUAAAUAAUUUUUAGUUAAUUUUGUCCACAACAAAUUUUUGCCCAAUAUUUUACAUUCGGUACUGUUCCUUUUUACUUGCAUAUAGUAAUAAAUUAUUGUAUAGAUAUGUGUGUGAGUAAGUGCAUGAGCAUGUGAAUCUGUGUGUGUGUGUGAGGAACUGAAUGUGUGAAAGAGUGGCAGACAGACAGGCAGUGCAGUGUAGUGCAUGAAGGUGGCGGGGAUUAUGUGAGGGAGGGCAUUGUAAGGUCCUACACCUUACCCACUGAAACUUGUACAGGACAUGUGAACAGGUCACUCCUCAAUGGCAUACCAACCCCCACCCAACCCCCUUCCCAUCCCAUUCCACUCUUCCCCAGUCCUCUUCCUAGGGUCACCAGCCUGAGGUAGUGAUCUUCCUGGGCUCCCAGGUAACUCAACCACCUCACUUCCUUACCAAGCACCCUUAUGUCUUCCUUUGCCUGCCAACCAUGACGUCAAUAAUAAAUCUACAGUUCUUGCUUAAUCUCUACAAAAAUGAAUGUGAACUCUGUAUACAUGCCUAAAAUAAAAAUGCAUGAAGUUGGGUACAUUUGGUAAAAAAAAAAAAAAAAAAUCAAUUUUUUUAUAAUUCAUCCUUAACCCUAGGGAUUG